Closterium sp. Yama58-4 is the source of this 351-nucleotide messenger RNA. NCBI's taxonomy places the organism in Eukaryota, Viridiplantae, Streptophyta, Zygnematophyceae, Desmidiales, Closteriaceae. The record is from the annotation of a GenBank genome assembly.
AUGCGCCACGGCCGUCGGAUCGCGCGGCUGGGCCGUCCCGCGGACCAGCGGAAAGCCCUCCUGCGCGGCCUCACCACCGAGCUGCUCCGCCACGGCAGAAUCAAAACCACCGCGGCCCGCGCGAAAGCCAUGCGCAAAUACGUCGACCACAUGAUUACACUCGCCAAGGGAGGGAGCCUGCACGAGAGGAGGCAGGCGCUAGGGUUUGUGUACGAUAAGACUCUGGUGCACGCGAUUUUCUCGGAUGCUCCGGAGAGGUAUGCGGAGCGGGAGGGAGGGUAUACGAGGAUUAUCAGGACGAUGCCGCGACGGGGGGAUAAUGCACCCAUGUGCUUCAUUGAGCUGGUGUAA